Messenger RNA from Aspergillus wentii DTO 134E9, 819 nucleotides. RefSeq lists its product as uncharacterized. Bases 1 to 819 code for a protein of 272 amino acids. The transcript has a single exon. NCBI's taxonomy places the organism in Eukaryota, Fungi, Ascomycota, Eurotiomycetes, Eurotiales, Aspergillaceae. The record is from RefSeq and is a predicted model, not a curated record.
AUGGAAGACCACCCGGAAUCAGUAUCUAUUGGAUCAAUCAGUCCGAAGGCCUACCAGGUCCCCGCAGAAAACGAGUUUACCUUUACAACACUUAAGAAGAGCAUCGACUCCCUGGAGGAGAAAUAUGAGUCUCACGUGCACCAAGGGGGUAGUCAAUAUGUCGCACUCACCAACCUGUCAGAGGAACAUCUCGAGGUGUUGGAGAGAGAGCGCGAAAAGCACUAUUUGCCGCACAUGCGCGUGCACUAUUAUCCCAACCACACUAAUGCCAUCAUCAAGUUCGCAGAAAGGAGACACGAAACAGCAACCGCAGCCUUCCGCACGAUGAUAACCCGCAUUCUGGAUUCCUUGCAGAUAUCAGAAACCAUGCUUCUGCCGGGUGGUGCAGGUAGACAGCGAAUGGGAUCAGGUACCAGCAAGGAACCAGACCACAGUUGGAUUCCACUUUUGACUCGCCCUAGCGAUGAAUUUCCUUCCUUUGUUGUAGAGAUUGGCAUCGGUGAGGUUCUUUCUCGAUUACGCGUUGAUGCUGGGAUCUGGUUUGACAGCAGCAAUGGCUUGGCAAGGCUGGUUCUCCUUAUUGCUGUUGACGUCGAGCAGAAAACCAUCAGAAUAGAAAGAUGGCAGAGUUCGCAGUGUGUGCAGGUCGUGACUAUCAAUAAGAUAAACCAGACUGUCUCGAAUGCCCCCUUGAUAUUACCUAUCGAUCUGAUCUUCGAUGAUCGGAUACCGCUUCCAGACGGAUCGCCAUCUGCGAGUGAAUUAUUGUCGAUACCUGCUGCCUCACUUCUGCACUAUGCAGACGUUGUUUUUGCUUGA